Molecule: messenger RNA, 1719 nt
Organism: Gossypium raimondii (Peruvian cotton)
Lineage: Eukaryota; Viridiplantae; Streptophyta; Magnoliopsida; Malvales; Malvaceae
Product: ultraviolet-B receptor UVR8
Exons: 15
Coding region: 154-1434 (426 amino acids)
Source: RefSeq, a predicted model, not a curated record
GCUGAAUCAGAAGAAUCGAUUAAAUGAAUAGUGUAGCUGAGUCUAGAAAGAUAAAAGUAAAAUGGGGGACGUUGCAACCCCGCAAGCCAUCAACUCAUUUGAUUGACUCAUAUAACUCAGAAGAGGCAAAAACCGAAAUCUAGACUCAACAAGAUGUGGAGAAACGUCCUAAGAAAAACUACGCUCUCUUCUGGAGAACUGGAAUUCUUGACUUGGAGAAGGGGUUACAGUUCGUCAACCUCAGGCCAUCCUGCAAGGAGAUUCGCUGCGGUGUGGGGUAAUGGAGAUUUCGGGCGCUUGGGUGUUGGGACUCUGGACUCUCAAUGGUCGCCGAAGCCUAUCAACUGCUCUUCCUUUCAUCACCAAAGCCUCAAGUCCAUUGCCUGUGGUGGUGCCCAUACUCUCUUCUUAACAGAAACUGGGAGGGUUUAUGCCACUGGUCUCAAUGAUUUUGGGCAGCUAGGGUCAUCAGACCCUAUAAAGUACUCUAGAGAGCCGAUUGAAGUUUUGGGUCUUGCAAAAGGAAUUGUGCACAUUGCAGCUGGUUAUCAUCAUUCAUGUGCUAUUACAGUGGAUGGAGAAGUUUACAUGUGGGGGAAGAACUCAAGCGGGCAACUUGGCCUUGGAAAAAAGGCUGCGAAAGCGGUUCAUAGGCCAACCAAAGUGGAAUGCUUGAGCGGGCUUACAAUUAAAUUGGCUGCUUUGGGUUCAGAGCACACAGUUGCUGUUACUGAUGGAGGUGAGGCUUUAAGUUGGGGAGCAGUUGCAUCUGGAAGACUUGGUCAUGGCCUUGAGUCGAGUAUUUUUGGUUUUUUAACAAGCAGCAGUGAAUAUACACCAAGGCUUAUAAAGAAAUUAGAGGGUAUCAGGGUCAAAAGAGUUGCAGCUGGGUUGUUGCAUUCAGCAUGCAUUGAUGGUAUUGCAGAAACUGGGUCUUUGUUUGUGUUUGGGGAUAAAGUGGUAGCUAAUCUUGGAUUUGGGGAGGCCAAGAAAGCAACCAUGCCAUCCAUGAUCAACACAUUGCCAUAUUCAGAAGAAGUUGCAUGUGGUGGCUACCACACUUGUGUUGUAACAAGAGGUGGGGAGCUUUAUACUUGGGGUUCAAAUGAGAAUGGUUGCCUUGGUAUCGGUUCUACUGAUGUUUUUCAUGCUCCGGAAAGAAUUCAAGAUCCUUUUCUGAAAUCUCCUGUUAGCAAGGUUUCUUGUGGUUGGAAGCAUACAGCAGCAAUUUCAGAUGGCAAGGUCUUCACAUGGGGUUGGGGAGGUUCUCAUGGAACAUUUUCUGUAGAUGGUCAUUCUUCUGGUGGACAACUGGGUCAUGGAAGCGAUGUAGAUUACAUAAAACCUACAAUGGUCCAUGUUGGUGAAAAUGUUAAAGCGUUGGAGAUAUCAUGCGGAUUCAAUCAUACUGGUGCCAUAUUUGGAUAUAUGUAAGCUUCAUCUUUAAAUUUAGCAGGUGAGAUACGUUUUUCAAUAUUUUUGGUGCGCAAGCAGGCAGGUUCGUUGGUUGUCUCUGUUGUCUGCUGAUUCUUUGACAUUGUAACAAUAAACGUGUUCAUUUAUUACGUCUUAUACUACCACAAUUUUCAACUGUGGAGUGUCUCAAAGCUGUGGAUGGUUGUAACAUUCUCUUGUAAUUUAAUGAGUAUGUAAAAUAAUGUAUAUUCAACAAAGGGUUAAGUUAUAGAAAGUAUGGAAUACCAUACAAGUUGCAUGCCA